This is a messenger RNA of Cyclospora cayetanensis, 2916 nucleotides long. RefSeq lists its product as uncharacterized. Gene Ontology annotation, biological process: mRNA 3'-end processing. Lineage: Eukaryota; Apicomplexa; Conoidasida; Eucoccidiorida; Eimeriidae. Bases 1 to 2916 code for a protein of 971 amino acids. The transcript has 15 exons. Gene Ontology annotation, molecular function: protein binding; mRNA binding. Gene Ontology annotation, cellular component: nucleus. The record is from RefSeq and is a predicted model, not a curated record.
AUGCAGCGCGGGGUGCCGGCGGGGGCCCCACGUUCCCUUGGGGCCUCCGCUCAGGUGGCUUCCGAACCCCUAGCAUGUGAAACCUUGCCCCUUUACUCUAUCGACUUGGACGGGGUCUUUGCGAGCCUCAGAGGGUUAAAGGGCCCUCCUGAUGUGGAUGCGAAGAACAGCAACAGCCCCACCCUCUUGGCGUUGGAGAGCCAGAUCCGGGCAAACCCCUUUGACAAGCAGACAUGGGAUUCGCUUCUUGCUGAGAACCCCUCCACGGAGGCCUUCGAACGGGUGCUCGAGAUUUUCCCGACGUCUGCGGACUUCUGGAGGCGCUUGGCGGAGUUUGAGCUCCAAAGACAGGGAACGCAAAAGGCAAAUAGCGUUUAUAAACGCAGUCUUUGCGCGUGUUCGCAACUCGAGCUAUGGAUGUCCUACGUGAAAUUCGUGUAUUGCACGGGAUCUGUCAGUGACUUUCGCCUGGCUCUCACUCGUGCAGUGGAGAUGGCCACGGGGCCCUUAGUUCCCACCGAAGUCGAACAGAGGGCCUUUAGGACGCCAGGGGGCCCCGGGGGGAAGGCUCUUAUCGACGAAUACGCAGAUCUCAACGUCCUUCGGAGUGCUUUCCAGUCUUGUCUGGGAACCGCCAUCGCGGGAUUGGACGGCGUGUGGGCUGGAUACUGCGCCUUCGAGAGGAGUGUCGGUUCAAAUCCCCAGCUGAGCGCCAAAAUCCUUGCACCAUUCGAGCAACGCUUUGCCGAUGCACGAAAGGCGCAUGCAGAGCUGGCGCGUCUAACGCGGGAUAUUGAUUGGUUGACUGCUGCGGUACCCCUCACUGUCACCGAUAAGUCACGCCAAGCGCAUGUGGACGCGUGGCGCUCAGUCUUGGCGUUCGAAAAGACUAACCCUUUGAAGCUGUCUCCCCCCCAGUUCUGCCAUCGGGUUUCGCAAGCCUUCCAAACGUGCCUCCUGUCCUGCGCCUUUCACGCGAAUAUUUGGUUCGAUUUCUUCCAAUUCCUGCUCGCGCAGCACAUGCCCACGAGAGCAUCCGAAGUGUUGCGUCGGGCGAUCGAUAGGUUUCUUCCUGGGGAUGAGCUGCUGCAAAUAAUUCUGGCAGAGUUUCUUGAAGAUCGCCGCUUGACCAAAGCGGCAGACGCGGUUUACAGAAACGCCCUGAGUGCCACUACUCUCAUAGGGGCUGGCCCGGAAGGAGGACCCCUUCCUCCCGCAAACUUCAGGACAUCCCCAGUUCUCUUGCUGCGUUACCUUGACUUCAUAAGGAGGUCAUAUGGUAUAUCUGCUUGGCGCGCUUGUUUUGAAGAAGUGUCUCAGCUGGAGGGCUGUAGCUGGCAGGUUUUUAUUGGGCAGGCACGAACUGAAUGGCGACUCACUGGCAGCGAGACCCACGCCCUGGGGGCCCUCAGGAAGGGGGCCCUUCGGUACAGGGCCCACCCGCAAUUUGUUGCAGCCUACGCAGACAUGCUGCUCGAUAUGAAACGCCUAGACGGGGCUCGCGAGUUACUUCGUCAGAGCGUCUUGACACUUCAGGCGGAGCUGGGGACCGGCAGUCGCCUCCUUUGGAAGAAGUGGAUCCGUCUGGAAGCGCAAUACGGAGACGCAUCAUCUCUCCGCGCGGUAGUGGAGCUGCGGGCGAUGCAGCGGCUGAACACAGACUUGGACUUGGGAAUUAUGGGCUUUGAGCGGCGAGAGGAGCAGUCGGGGGAAGGGGAGGCGGCUUCGCCUGCUGCUAUCAUAGAACAAGAGACACUGUGCAAUCUCCCCCACAAAAGGGGAGCCGGGGAGAUGGAGCCCCGAGAGAUCGCAUGCGCUAAGCUGAACAUUAGGAAGAGGCAGUUUAUGGGAGGAGACUCCCUACAAGAUCUGUACGAGCUGUACACGACAUGCGAUAUGGCCCCUAAGACUUCUAUGCUGGAGGCUUUGGGUUCCCCGGAAGACACCGAAGCGGAGCGUUUGUUGGGGGCGGAGGGGGGAAAAGGAAGGGUACCAGCAAAAGAUGAGGAGGACGAUAUAGAGGAGGAGGCCCCAGCAGCUAGGAAGGCCGCACAGACAGCUGCCCAGUAUGCCAUGAUUGCACGGCCCGAUAUAGACAGUAUGGCUGCCUUUCACCCUGAGUUAUCGAUCCUGUACCACCCGGACUCCGUGCAGCAAGCCCCACAUGGAGCUGCGAAUUCAAUGGAAGCCCAAGCAGCCAGGGAGAUCCCCAUUUUUGCGCCCCCCAAGAUUCUUUGUGAUAUAGUCGCCCUCCUACCCAAGGCCAACGGAAAGCUCUCUGCGGAUCCUGACAUGGUGGACUACCUGAUGGCCACUUUGCAGGCGACGCGUCUACCGUCGUUUUUUCCCAUGGAGCACCGGCCCUUGGUUGUCAAAGACCUCUUGGCCCUGCGGCAUUCUCAGUUGCACUGUCUUCAAGCUGCCAGACGCAGAGAAGGACGCAAUGAGGACUCAGAUGCCCCAGGGGGACAUUCUGAACGCGACGAGUUGUCUGAUGCAUCGUCAGCAGAGGACAUCCAGCGUCCGGCACUUUCGCAGCCGGCUAGCCAGCUAGCUGGUCAGGUAGCUGAUUUCUCUCGGCCCACACUGGGUACUACUGGAGUGCAAGUGGCCCCUGCCAUGUACGGGGCUCCCCACUUGAUGAUGCCGGCGGAUAGUAUGAUGCAGGCACGCCGCGUGCUGACUCCAGCAGUAAUACCUGGAGUACGGCCAAUCUGGACAGGCGUGAAUAUGCUUCCAGGUCACUACACCCAUCUUGCAGCCCCGCAGCUGCAUCCAGCAGUAGCGCUGCCGUACGGUAUCUCCAUGGCGGCGAGGCCCAUGCAGGGUGUGCCACUGGCGCGGCAGCCACUGCAUGUUUGGAGAGUGCCAGAGCAGGCAGCUCGAUCCUUUCAACCGAAGAAGAAAACACGCUGA